Molecule: messenger RNA, 3333 nt
Organism: Arctia plantaginis
Lineage: Eukaryota; Metazoa; Arthropoda; Insecta; Lepidoptera; Erebidae
Source: the annotation of a GenBank genome assembly
AUGCAUAGUAACAUUCUAAUGACUAAAACAGUAAGAAUUUUAGCUGCAUAUCUAGUUGUAUAUUUCCAAAAUGCUCAUGUAUUGGGCAACGAAUUACUGGUAAAUCGACCGAGUGAUAGAUUUUCAUUAGACAUAUCUGGCUGUGCUUUGUAUCAUAAGCUGUGUUCACAUUUGAACGAUGAUCUCGCUGUUCUAUCAUGCGCUUUAAAUGCAUCUUACAAUAAGACUCAAGUCUUAUCUCUCUGCCAACACAAGAUUUGGACUCAUCAAGCUGUACUGUUAGAUAAUGACUAUCUCAAUAAUAAACUGAAAGAACUCUGUCAGGAGGAACCUGAAAUAUUGAACUGUUUGAAUCCAAGUAAAUAUGGCAUAGAUUGUGUGCUAAAGAAAAAAUCCAGUGUCAGGGAUAAAUCAUGUUGGAGAAUGAUUAAUAAAAUUGAAUCUCUAAUUUUCAAUGAUUGGCAGAUUAUUGGUAAUUUUUUGAAGAACUGUUAUGAUGAUACAGAAGUUCAUGUAUGUGGUAGAAUUCCUCCUGAUCCAAAAAGUUUAUCACAAACAAAUACUUUGAAAUGUUUACAAAAUCAAGAUAUAAACUUGAAGCCUGAGUGUCAAUCUGAAAUUGCCGUUCUACAAGAAAUGAAGUAUGAUACACUGCAGCUAGACAAACUGAUAUUUGCAGCAUGUAAUGUGGACCAGAAGAUAUUUUGCCCUGAUGAAGUGCCAGGCUCUUGGUUGAUGUAUAAAUGUCUGUUGAGGCAUAAGUAUGAAAAUGGCAUGAGGAAAAAAUGCCAAGAUCAACUGUUUUAUGACCAAAGAAAUAUUAUUAUGAAUUAUAGAAUGAGUAAAGGAUUAGUGAAGUCUUGUAAAGAGGACAUACGAAAAUAUAGAUGCCGUAAGGGAGUAGUAGAAGACAAAGAUGUUAGACUUGCACAAAUUUUAUUAUGCUUAGAAAAUGUCAGUCGUAAUGAAAGCACAAAAUUAUCACCAGAAUGCACAGUAGAAAUGAUUGAUCAUAGAAAAAUGCUAAUGGAUGAUUAUAGACUCUCACCAGAGUUGAUGCAAAAUUGUGCCAAUGAUAUUACGGUUCUGUGUAAGGGUAUUGAAGCUGGUGGUAAAACAAUACAUUGCUUAAUGGAGCAUGCCAGACCAAGGAAAAGAAAAGAUAAAAGAAUCAGCAAGGCAUGUCAGAUGUCUCUAGAAAUUUUAGUUCAAGAGGCUGACCCAGGAGAAGAUUGGAGAGUAGACCCUAUCCUACGCAAAGCCUGCAAACCUGUUGUUGAUAGAGCUUGUAGAGAGGUCAUUGGAGGUAAUGGCAGAGUCAUGUCAUGUCUCAUGGAAAAACUUGGUACUAAUUUAAUGAAUAAUGAUUGUGAAUCGGCUUUGUUACAAAUUCAAUAUUUUAUAUCUAGAGAUUUUAAGCUUGAUCCACAGUUGUACAAGGCUUGCAAAUAUGAUGCUGUUACACUGUGCAAAGCUAGGCUACAAUGGGCAGACCUCAAUGAGCACCAAUCUGAUAAAGACCCACUGGUAUUACCAUGCUUGUAUAAUUAUGCUUAUAAUCCUGACGUCAGAGGUAAAUUGAAACUCGGGUGUGAGGCACAAGUAAGAAGAGUAAUGAGACAGAGAGCCAUCAGUGUGGAUUUGUUACCAGAGAUUGAAGACUAUUGUAUGGAUGACCUGAUUAACCUAUGCUUCGAGAACACUGGUAAAGGAGAAGAAAUAUCUUGUUUGCAAAGCAAAAUAAAAGAACUUGGAACUAAAUGUAAAGAAAUUGUUAGUAAUUUUACUGAAACACAGAGUGGCCAUAUUGAACUCAAUGCCAUAGUAAACAUUAAUUGCAGGGUGCCUAUUGAGAGGCUUUGCUCUUCAGAGCUUAAGAGCAAAAAGGAAGAGGAUGAUAUCAUGGACUGCUUGAUAUCUCAUAAGAAUGAUCCAGAAAUUAAAACAAAUUCUAACUGCAGAGCAGCUAUCGAACAUGAACAGCUUAUAUCAUUAAAGAAUUAUAGGUUUACAAGGAAAUUCAAGAAUGCUUGCAAGUCUUAUGUUGUAAGAUUUUGUCCAAAAGCGCAAACAAAGAGUCAGGUUGUAACAUGCUUAAGUGAAAUAGUAAGAAACGACACAAUAUCGAAAAGGAAGCACACAAUAUUUAAAGACUGCAGGCAGCAGUUGAGGCAACAGCUCUUCCAACAAAAGGAAAAUAUAGAAUUGGACCCUGAACUUAAAGAAGCUUGUAAAAAUGAUCUGCAGAUAUACUGCCCCAGUGUACCCCAUGGGGAAUCAGCAGCACUGGAAUGUCUUCAAACAGCAAAGGGGCAAUUAUCAGAUGCUUGUCGGAAGGCUAUAUUUGUAGUUAGGAAGCAAGAGUUUGCUGACAAUGCUAUUGACUAUCAUUUGAUUACCAGUUGUAAUGAUAUGAUUGAUUUAUAUUGCCACAACACUGACGCUGCAAAUAUUCUCGAUUGUUUAAAGGCUCAUCGCCAGGAAGCCAUCUUUGACGACAACUGCAAAGUAGUCAUAGUAAAUAGAAUGAUAGAACAAAACAUGGAUUAUAGAUUUAAUAGCAAUUUGCAAAUAGCUUGCAAAGGAGACAUUACAACAUAUUGUUCACACAUCAUUGGUAUUAACACUUUUCAUAAGAACUAUAGACACCAAUCUAAAGAAACCCAAGAUACAGAACUUCAAGGUAAAAUGUUAUACUGUUUGAAAGGAAAGUUCAGAGAAUCUAAAUUAUCAACGGCUUGUGAAAAUGAAUUGGCUAACAUACUGAAAGAACAAGCAUUAAAUUUUAGAUUAGAUCCUCUGCUUGGUAAAUUAUGUAAGGCAGAAAUACAAACAAUCUGUGCAGUAUCAAAUGAUAUCACCAGUGCUGAUGGCCAGGUUGAAGAAUGUCUAAAAAAUGCUCUCUUGAAUCAUAAAAUAGUAUCAGCGGAAUGUGCACGGGAGGUUGCACAAAUCAUUGAAGAAACAGAGGUAGAUAUUGAAGCAGACCCUCUACUGGAACGGGCUUGUGCUUUUGACUUAUUGAAAUACUGUAAGGAAUUAGAACAUGGCGCUGGCAGACGUUUAAAGUGUCUAAAGAUAAUACUCAAUGAUAGCAGUAGGAAAUUGGAGCCCAAGUGCCACAAAGCGCUUUCAAAUAGAUUAGAAAUGUAUAAGCAUGUGGCAGCUUUAAACGUGAUAGAGAAUUUUGGCGAUAUGUAUAACGAAAUAUCCUCUUCACCAUCUAAGAAGUACUUUUUAGUUGUAGGCAUUUCAAUUAUAGGGAUAAUUUUUAUAAGUGGAUUAUAUUGUGGUAAUUUAGCCAGAAAAGCUAUGUAUGUUAAACGAAAAUAG